UCUACUAUCACCUGACUAUGACUGUGUGAAUCUCAGUAGAACUCCACGAACAGUUCGUGACGACUCAGUGUUCAUUGUUGGAAGAACGUCGAAACGAGAGUAUUCACGUUGUUUCCCUUUAAACGAGUACGUCGUUUGAACAGAAAAUAUGUUGUUCUUUGGAGUAUUGUCUAUUCUUUUGGCAGUUGCCUCUGCUGAAUUCUGUUAUAGCGAUGUGGAAGGAGCAUGUAGUACAAAGCCCACAUCAAAUGACGGGGCAUUGGUUCAAAAUUGUAAUGCAAAAUAUGGAGCUAUUGAUGCGCUUCAAGCUGAUCUUCAAUCAUAUGUAAAUGCUAAUAUAGAGUCUAGUUUUGAAUUUUUAUUAAUGUCAAGUUAUUUUGGAAAUUUUGAGGCUCAACGCGAAGGAUUUAAAAAGUUAUAUCGUAAACAUUCAGACAAAACAUGGGAAGACGCAAUUGAUUUAAUGAAAUAUAUUGCUAAACGUGGUGGUAGAAUGAACUUCAAUCAGUUACCACGUUUCACAAAAUCUGCGAAGGAAAGCAGAGUAUUAGAAUUGAAUGAAAUUAACAGCUUAGCUAGGGCACUUGAUACUGAAAAACAACUUGCAGAGGAAGCAAUGCGUAUUCAUGCCCAGGCACAUCCUCACAAUAAGCAUGAUGCAAGUGUUGCUCAUUAUAUUGAGGAACAAUUCUUUGAAUCACAGACAGGGCAUGUACGAGAUUUAGCAGGCUAUACAAAUGAUUUGAAGAAUUUAUUAACUGAACGCGAUCCAUCUGUAUCUGUAUUCUUGUUUGAUGAAAUCCUUAAGAAGAGUUUGUAAAUUGUUUGCAACCAAAGUUAAAGAAAUAACAUCAAAUUUUACAUUUAUUCUUAUUAAAAUAUUACAAAAAAGUAUAUUUCUUUUUUAGUUAUAUAAAGUUCUACAUGUAGAGUUAAUUAAUAUACUGUAUAAUGUUUUUUUGACAUCUUUCAUACAAUAAAGUAUAUAAUUUGGUAAA
Molecule: messenger RNA, 998 nt
Organism: Colletes gigas
Lineage: Eukaryota; Metazoa; Arthropoda; Insecta; Hymenoptera; Colletidae
Gene: Fer2LCH
Product: ferritin, lower subunit
Exons: 4
Coding region: 149-820 (223 amino acids)
Biological process (GO): intracellular iron ion homeostasis; iron ion transport
Cellular component (GO): cytoplasm
Molecular function (GO): ferric iron binding; ferrous iron binding
Source: RefSeq, a predicted model, not a curated record